Aspergillus lentulus is the source of this 216-nucleotide messenger RNA. Lineage: Eukaryota; Fungi; Ascomycota; Eurotiomycetes; Eurotiales; Aspergillaceae. The record is from RefSeq and is a predicted model, not a curated record.
AUGAAAACCCUAAAUAUUAUUUUCUAUGGCCUUCUCUGCCAACUGGUACACAGCACACCCAUUCAAGUCGACCAGCUGAACGUCGAGACAUCCUGCGAGAUCGAAGGCGGCGACGAGAUUGCCAAUCUGGCUUGUCAUAAUGCGUGUGUUCUUCAGGGUCAUGGGUGGACGGGUGGAUAUUGCGAUGGAGAGCUGAUAUGUCAUUGCACGUUUUGA